CCCCUUGUCUCUUGAAGCUCGUCUUUUUUAAUUCAUUAUUCCAUUUUUCGAAAUAUAUCACAAUGUCGAACCAACACACUCAGAAAACUUACACCCUCAACACCGGCGCCAAGAUCCCCGCCAUCGGUCUGGGAACAUGGCAGUCCAAGCCCAAUGAGGUCCGCGAGGCCGUCAAGAACGCCCUUCUCGCCGGCUACCGCCACAUUGACACUGCCCUGGCUUACGGCAACGAGGCCGAGGUCGGUGCCGGUAUCAAGGACUCCGGCGUGCCCCGCGACCAGAUCUGGCUCACCACCAAGCUGGACAACCCCUGGCACAAGCGCGUGACUGAGGGCAUUGAUUCCUCUCUCAAGGACCUCGACACCGAUUACGUCGACCUCUACUUGGUUCACUGGCCCAGCUCCACUGACCCCAAUGACUUGUCUAAGCACCUUCCCGACUGGGACUUCAUCAAGACCUGGCAAGAAGUGCAGAAGCUGCCUGCCACUGGCAAGGUCCGCAACAUCGGUGUCUCCAACUUCGGCAUCAAGAACCUCGAGAAGCUCCUGAAUGACCCCAGCUGCAAGAUCGUGCCCGCUGUCAACCAGAUUGAGCUGCACCCCAACAACCCCUCCCCCAAGCUGGUCGCCUACAACACCUCCAAGGGCAUCCACUCCACCGGUUACUCCUGCCUGGGCUCAACCAACUCUCCCUUGUACAAGGACCCCACCCUCCUGCAGAUCGCGGAGAAGAAGGGCAAGACUCCCCAGCAGGUGCUCCUGGUUUGGGGUAUCCAGAAGGGCUGGAGUGUCAUUCCCAAGUCCGUCAGCAAGUCUCGCAUUGAGGGCAACUUUGAUAUUAACGGCUGGGAGUUGACUGCCGAUGAGGUCAGCCAGCUUGACAACCUUAAGGACCGCUUCAAGGUCUGUGGUGACUCAUGGCUCCCCAUCAAGGUGUUCUUUGGCGAUGACGAGUAAAUAUAUCGAAAAUGAUGAAUGUUUUAUGAGUACAUAGGCUUUAGAUACCAAAAGAAUGAUUUUGCCAUGACAACAAUAA
This is a messenger RNA of Penicillium samsonianum, 1035 nucleotides long. It is a transcript of the gene gcy1, whose product is annotated as putative glycerol dehydrogenase Gcy1. The transcript is spliced from 3 exons. The record is from RefSeq and is a predicted model, not a curated record. Gene Ontology annotation, cellular component: cytosol. Gene Ontology annotation, molecular function: aldose reductase (NADPH) activity. Lineage: Eukaryota; Fungi; Ascomycota; Eurotiomycetes; Eurotiales; Aspergillaceae. The coding region runs from base 63 to 956 and encodes 297 amino acids.